AUGGUUCGACUCACUUCCGCCCUCGUCGCUGGCCUGGCGGGCCUCGCCAGCGUUGUCUCUGCUCAUCCAGGUCACGACAUCAAGGCCGAGGCCGCUCAGCGUGCCGCCUUCCUGAAGAACGCUCCUCUGCGUUCUCGCAGCCUGGACCAGUGCACUGCCAAGCUGCGUGCCCGUGGACAGGAGAAGCGGAACAUCGCCCGUCGUGAGCAGGUCGUCAAGGAUCUACGCCGCGUGAAGGGCCUGCAGUCCCGCGCCCCCUUCCUCAAAGCGAGAGACCUGGACACCGUCCUCAACACCACCCAUCACUCUACCCUGGACGUCGAUCUCUCCACCGAUCCCGAGGUUCUCUUUGCGUCCAACGCUACUUGCAUCCUCGGACCGGAUGUCACCCAGGGGCCUUACUACGUCUCGGGCGAGCUGAUUCGCGACAACAUCAUCGAGGGUCAGGAGGGUGUCCCUCUCUACUUGGACAUCCAGCUGAUCGACACCAACACCUGUGAACCCGUUCCCCAGGUGUACCUCGACUUCUGGCACUGUAACGCCACUGGUGUCUACUCCGGUGUUGUCGCCAACGGAAACGGCAACUCCAACGAUGACACCAACAUCGACACCACCUUCCUUCGCGGUCUCCAGAAGACCAACGAGGAGGGUAUCGUCCAGUUCAAGACAAUCUUCCCCGGUCACUACACCAGCCGCGCCACCCACAUCCACGUCCUCACCCACCCUGCCAACGAAACCUCCGUCCUGCCCAAUGGAACUAUCACCGGCCUCUACAACACCAAGUCCUCCCACGUCGGCCAGCUUUUCUUCGACCAAGACCUCAUCUCCGUGGUCGAAGAGACGGCCCCCUACUCCACCAAUACCCAGGAAUUGACCACCAACGCCGAAGACCAGAUUCUCUCCGAGGAAGCCGAUACCAUCGACCCCUUCGUUGAGUACGUCUUCCUGGGUGACAACGUCUCCGACGGUAUCUUCAGCUGGAUCUCCGUUGGCAUUGACGCUACUGAGAGCACUUCCGUUACCCCUGCUGCCUACUUCACCGAGGACGGUGGCGCUGAGAACGAGAACUCGGGUGGCAUGGGUGGUGGCUCUCCCCCCAGUGGCUCUGGUGCAUCCUCCGGUGCGGCGCCUUUUGCUAGCGCUUCUGCUUAGAUGGGAUGCUUGGAGAUUGCAUUGGUGGAUUGGGUCGUUUGACUUGAUAAUAUAUAUAUACUUCUUUUCUUCGAUUCUGUUUUGGAUAUUUUAUCUAACCUGGAUUGAGCAUUGUAUUGUUCUGUUGUGUUGAUAGCCCGCGUUGACAUCUCAUGCGGUUUGACCUUUAUUGGAGACAAAGUUGCAAUCUCUGUCGCAUCCAUUCCAAGCUAUCCAUGUAAGAGUAUAACAGCAACAUGGACUAGGUUACUAAGGACAGGUACUUAUGCAGUCAGAAAGCCAUAGCAUUAUUGUUGUAAAGUGACUUGGCGCUGAGACUUCUCAUGAAGCUUUCC
This is a messenger RNA of Aspergillus alliaceus, 1487 nucleotides long. Its product is annotated as intradiol ring-cleavage dioxygenase. Gene Ontology annotation, molecular function: oxidoreductase activity, acting on single donors with incorporation of molecular oxygen, incorporation of two atoms of oxygen; ferric iron binding. The coding region runs from base 1 to 1152 and encodes 383 amino acids. The record is from RefSeq and is a predicted model, not a curated record. The transcript is spliced from 5 exons. NCBI's taxonomy places the organism in Eukaryota, Fungi, Ascomycota, Eurotiomycetes, Eurotiales, Aspergillaceae.